CGUUAUAUCAAUGUAAAAUCGGUAUUAUGCCAAAUUGUGUGGCAAAAUAGAACUUAUUUUAGCUAUAACGACGGUAUUCGUACUACAUGAUGUAUGAUGGGGCAUUCUUAUGUUUGUGAUCUCGUCCUAUUUCAAAGUGUCUGUGUUAUCUGUGCUUGUUAAAAAAAUAAUAGCUAAUGUUGUUAAUUAGAUGAAAGUGCAGUGGUGAACCUUUAGUUCAAGACUUUAUUUAUUUUAUUUUUUUUCGACGAUUGUUGAAAUUUUGUUAUAAUCCGUAAAUUUUAUUUCAAAGUUUACAGUAAUAUACUUUGAUUACGCUUCCCUUCAUGACGGUAAAAAAUACUAGAUUUAAUGUGCAGUUGUGUUUUUUGCUUGUGUUUUUCUUUGUAACUAAGCAUACAUUACAAUAAAUGCAACGUUUAAUCGCUGUGCAUUAUUGUAGUAUGAGAAAGUAUCUAGAAAACAUAGCUCUUUAGAGAAAUAAGGCAAUGUGUGUGGAUCUUAACAUCGACUCUUAUAAAGAGUGAAGUAUUAAAGUUAUUGAGUGAAAAAGUUUGUGCAAAAUUAGGUCAAAAUGUGUAUGUGUUUCUAGCAUCAUAAAUAAAAAGUAAUAAAAAAAAGUACAUGUACGACUCCCAAGUUAGUACAUACAACAAAAUCAAAGCUUAAUUCAUGUCUCAAAUCUGAAGAGAAUAUAUCUUCCAAACUGCUAACAUCAAGCAGAAUAAUCAAUUGCGUGGAAUCAAUCAACGACCACACAAUCAAUGUACAGCCGAUUCGAACUCACCAUUCCGGCAGCGUGUCAGCAACAACAAUGGGACACACGACAGUUACACCUAAUACACCCGCCACUACGAUCCAAUCGUCGGUCUCAGCCACUGCAAACCUGGUUGCCGCGACCGGCUUAGCCAAGGACUGUGCCGGGUGCGGGAAGCGUAUAACCGAGCGCUUUCUAUUGAAAGCACUAGAUAUCUUCUGGCACGAAGAUUGCCUCAAGUGUGGUUGCUGUGAUUGCCGCCUGGGAGAGGUCGGCUCAACAUUGUAUACUAAAGCGAAUCUUAUCCUAUGUAAGCGAGACUACCUUAGACUAUUCGGCACGACUGGAUACUGUGCCGCUUGCAACAAGGUGAUACCGGCAUUCGAAAUGGUAAUGCGUGCCAAAAACAAUGUCUAUCAUCUAGAAUGCUUCGCAUGCCAACAGUGCAAUCAUAGAUUCUGUGUUGGCGAUCGUUUCUAUUUAUGUGAUAAUAAAAUUCUAUGCGAAUAUGACUACGAAGAGCGAUUGGUGUUUGCUAGUAUGGCCUGUAAUCCGUCUAGCUUGGCGCAUAUUCGGAGGCAAGUUAGUAAUUUACAGCCCACUGGAGAAAACCAUCUCGCGAGUGCCGGACGUUUGCCACCAACCAGUAUUAAUCGAUCUCCAUACGUAGCAGAAAAGGCCGGAUUGGUCCAACAACAACAACAGCAGCACCAACAAUCACCAUCUCAACAACAACAACCCUCUGCAACAGUUGCGGUAGCGACUACAUCAUCGGCAACGUCGAUAGCACCAACAACGUGCGAAUCACAUCCAUCCUGCUUACCAGCUACUUCGUCCUCAAUGCAUCAAAUCCAGCCCGGAAGUAGCAAUCUUCAGCAGCAACAUUCCACACAACAGCCGCAACACCCACAGCAGCAGCAGCAGCAACAACAACAACAGCAUCAUCAUCACCAUCCAAGCAACCCGGGUCCACAUCGAGACGAUGGUUCCAGCGGCUAUGGAAGUCCCGAUUCAGAAACGUUCGAAAUGUCCAACAAUCAAUGACGUUUGAUUUCGGGCAUUACCAAAAUGUGCUGAUGAUGCACAAUAGAAUGUUUUUUGUUUGCGACAGUAACGCGGUAACGGAAAAGUUAAGUUUGGUGCAUUUUUACGUUGCAAACUUUUACGUAAUUAUUGGAAGGCGACUCUAUGUACUCAACGUACUGAAAGUUCUAGUCAAAUUAGAUGAGCCAACAGUUUUCAUAGCAGGGAAUACAGCAACUAAAUAAGAGUUUCUCUUGGUUGAAUAUAGGCUCAAUUUCGUUCCUAUGCUUUUCAUUAUAGAUAAAAGGAAUGCAAUCUUCUUUUCUUGCUCCAAUUUAUUAUCUAUAUAAUAUGAUAGCGAACGCCUUAUCACAAUACACUGGCGAAUGGCAGCGUAACGGCGAAAUAAUAGGAAAGCACGGUACCGCAGAUAAUACAAAUCCGGUGGCAUAUAAUAAAUAUCAAAGGUUUAUCAACGGACUUCACAUGUCCAUACGCAAGGAAAUAAUUAAUCGAAAAGACUUUCGCCCUCACUAUCACCAAUAACUCUAUUAAUCUCGGUCUUCCAAAGACUGUCCUGCAUUAUGAAGUACGUGCUGAUUAUGUUUUAAUUUUUUUUGUACCGUUGAAAACUUUCCAGCGGCCCAUUAUUUUAAGUCCCAUUACAUUCCUUAGUUUAUCAUUAUUUUUAUAAAACUAUAUCGACAAAAAGUUCAGUGCAUAGUGAUAACUAUGUCGAAUACUUUACACUGUUAUCGAAAUAUUCAUAUGUAUUAUUUCGCAGUAAUAAAUUGUUGAAUAAAUAGUUUGAAGAACAAACUAUUUCUUUUUCCCACUUUCACGCACGUCAACAUUCCAGAUACGUGUCUCUCCGUUUUUGGCGCAUACGAUCUACGCAGAGAUACCAGAUUAAUGUAGACUUACUUGACAUAAUUAUACACCAUGACGGAAUAGUCAGUGAGUCUAUGCACCCGUAAGGUAGUGCAUGAACGAGAACCAAGCUGCGUCCGGUUUUACAAGAACCAACGCCAGUUUCAUUUCGGCAGACUCUUCAAUAAACCUCUUGGCCGCUCCGUAACGUUGAAAUACAAAAGUGUAAUAACUUUUCCUUCACAAAAUACCGCAGCAUAACUGGAUAGUUGGUUCUGCCUAUGGGAAUAACGUCCGGACGGGAAUCGAACGUCCGCCCGACCUUAUAGAAACUGACGCGUCUAUCUAAUAGAUGUCGCGACCUACUCUAACGACAAAACUGAUCUUCGAUGUUGAUUGUUUUUUCCUCUUUUCUUAACUGCUUUAAUUGUUCGAUCCUAAUCCCAUCAAUUGCACAUUUUGUUCUGCUAUAUUCUCUUUUUAAACAUAUCCCAGAUUCAUAUUUUGUUCCGUGUAUAGUAAUGUAAAAACUGUUAAAUUAUUGUCUAGGUACAGCGGUGUAGUAAAAGUAUUUCAUGCUAUGCUCGUAGUAGCAGAAGUACGGCGCCAAGUAUGUAUUUGUUUUAAGCAACGUCAGUUUACUAUUUGCUUUGAUAAAGGCAAACGAUUAGAAAAUAAAAUGACCAGACUAUGUACAGUUUGCUUGCUUUACACGUAAUUCAAAUCACAACUAAGCGAAGAGCUACUCUAAGAACUAUUUUAGGCAGACUAAUAUAAAAUACUAAAUAAACACAACCUCGGAAACUUGCAGUAGCUGUAGCAGCCCGUAAAUAAAAUUACGAUUUACACAGAACAUGUAAACAUGCUAUGCGGAUAGUCGUGCCAGUAUGUAUUACUAUACGAUGGAAAAGGAAGACACUGUAGCAAUGACAUGUUCCAAGCAUAGGUAAUGUGUAAAAGGUUUUUUUUAACAAAUCGAAUAUUAUAAGAAGAACAUUGCACUCGGAUGUAAAAACAAGUUUGACCUGAGAACUACACCUAACAAUAAUUCGCACACUUAUAUAGUAAUGAAAGCCAAUGUAAAUACGAUUUCAAUAAUAACUGCAAUCUAAAAGUAACAAUAAAAUUGUCAUCUAUGAAGAAACUCGCUUACAUUGACUCCAAUUGUAUGCGAUUCUUUACAGCAUACUAGCGGUGACAUGGCGGUUCAUUUAAUGCGAACAAUAAGAACCACGGAAAGAACACCACGUAAGUCACAACAUUAUAGGUAUCACCUUUCUGCACAAGUGAUUGUUGAUUGUCGUUCGACCCUAUUGUCAAUGUGUAGCCAGCAAAGGAGCGAUCAGCUAAUGGCAAUAAUUUGAUAUAAACGCUUAAUUCGGUCCAAUGUUGUUUAUUCAAUUAUAAACAUGCUUUCUUCUAGAUUUUGUUUACAAAUUGAAUAUAUUUCACAUUUUUAGUUGAUCUUAGUAGCUUGCCCAAGGCUUUUGGGUAAGGCGAACAUAAAUGGUACGAUUUGUUAAACCUAUGUAAAGAUAUUAAUAGUUAAACUAAAUGUUAGAAAACCAUAGAACGAUAUAUUCAUAUCGAUGAUCAGAUCUCAUUCUUCGAAGAAAUAAUUAUUAAUCCUAUUCACUACAUUUCUUUACCAGCAGUGCUUUUGCUAUUUUUCAAUGGCAAACAAAAGAGUAUGUUAAAUUUGUCAGUCGCAAUCGAAUGCCUUC
Molecule: messenger RNA, 4374 nt
Organism: Anopheles coluzzii
Lineage: Eukaryota; Metazoa; Arthropoda; Insecta; Diptera; Culicidae
Product: LIM/homeobox protein Lhx6-like
Exons: 4
Coding region: 815-1801 (328 amino acids)
Biological process (GO): positive regulation of transcription by RNA polymerase II
Cellular component (GO): nucleus
Molecular function (GO): DNA-binding transcription factor binding; transcription coactivator activity
Source: RefSeq, a predicted model, not a curated record